Molecule: messenger RNA, 3151 nt
Organism: Pygocentrus nattereri (red-bellied piranha)
Lineage: Eukaryota; Metazoa; Chordata; Actinopteri; Characiformes; Serrasalmidae
Gene: dnajb2
Product: DnaJ heat shock protein family (Hsp40) member B2
Exons: 9
Coding region: 303-1505 (400 amino acids)
Molecular function (GO): Hsp70 protein binding
Source: RefSeq, a predicted model, not a curated record
CAGCUGAUUGUGACAGAGCGGCGCGGCUCGCAGGAGAAGGGAAGGGCGGCGGGGGACAAAUAUAGUCGCGGGGGAAAGCCCUCAGUCUGGAUAUGAGGCCCGGCAGAGCAGCGCGACGGGAAAGAAACUGACUCAGUCGCAUGCUGUGUGUGUAUAUCUGUGACAGAUCAUCGGUUAGAGACUAGCGAGAUUAGCUAUCCCUCUCGCUCGCCCACAAAAUAAUACAUUCGUGUUUACGAAGAGACGCUGCGCCUCCUCGGUGGACGCUUCUAAAAAAGUAGGUGCAGUGAGGAGGGGAAGACAUGGUGGAUUACUAUGAUGUUCUGGGAGUGUCACGCAGCGCCUCUCCAGAUGACAUCAAAAAAGCCUACAGGAAGCAGGCCUUGCGGUGGCACCCAGACAAGAACCCAGACAACAAGGAGGAGGCAGAGAGAAAAUUCAAGGAGAUUGCAGAAGCCUAUGAAGUCCUCUCAGACAGAAGCAAAAGAGAAGCAUAUGAUACCUAUGGAAAAAGUGGCAUGCCAAGCUCAGGCUCUGGAGGUGGCUCGUAUUCCGAUGACUUCCCAGGAUUCACCUUCACAUUCCGCAGCCCAGACGAGGUGUUUCGGGAGUUCUUCGGAGGCCAGGAUCCGUUUGCUGACUUCUUUGAUGAUUUCCCAUUUGGAGGCAUGCACAGCGCCUUUCACGGUCACCAUGGCUCCUCCAGACUCGGGACCAGUCGGUUCUUUUCCUUCCCCUCAGCAGAUGUUGACUUCACCACCUUCUCCUCCUCCUCCUCCUCCUCCUCAAUGGGGGGCAUGGGAGGGGGGAAUUUUAAGUCUGUAUCCACUUCAACACGCAUUGUCAAUGGGAAACGCACCACCACAAAAAAGAUCAGAGAGAAUGGGCAAGAAAGAACAGAGAUUGAGGAGGAUGGGGUUCUGAAGACUGUCCUCAUCAAUGGUGUGGAAGAUGAGAUGGCCUUAGCUCUGGAGCUCAGUCGCAGAGAGCAGACCAGCCAGCCUCAGCGGACGCACCAGCAGCAGCUCCCUCCGAGAGCCACCCACACCGACCUAGCUAACCACACCCCCCGAAACAGCACUCAGCGCUCAUUCAGCUCCGCCCCCUUCUUCCAUUGCCCCGAUGCCAGCGAAGAUGAGGAGGAUGAAGACCUGCAGAUGGCACUGGCCUACAGCCUGUCAGAGAUGGAGGCCCAGCAGCGGGCAGCCGCCUCCGCCCAGGACAUGAUCUCAGGUGCUAGGGGAGGGCGGGACAAGCAGGCUCAGGGUGGUCAAGGUGGGAAGGUGGGGGUUGUCACUCAUAAACUCAGUGCAGAGAGGCAUGGGACAGAUGAUUCAGCACAAAGCAGCCCUUCAUCUCCAGAGGAGAGAGAAGCAGGGAGGGGAUCAGACAGAAGUGUCAGCCCUGGGGGGAUUGUUGUAGAGGAUAGAGAGGGUAAAGAGCCCAUAGCAAAUGGGACAGCUGUGCUGAAAAGACGGAGAAAGUGUCGGUGUGUGGUGUCUUAAUGUGAGCUGACAGCAAUCCUGACUGGUGGAACAGAGAGUGAACACAACGUUAAACACUACUGCAUGAUGUUAUCAGUAUUAACCCUUUGAAUGGCUGCUGUGGUGUUCUUAACCCCGUUUAUAGUAUUGUACAGUGUGCCAAUUGAGAGGUCUCUGCCAGUUGUUGUAGAGUGUAUACCACUGUGUUAAGAAGAGUGUUUUUUAGUUCUGUUUUGGAUUUUUUACUGUGUGGGGUGAAGAACAGGACUGGUGCCAAUAUGAAUUGGUUUAUGACAGAGAAGCUAGUUCACACAACAGCUGACAAUUUUGCAAAGGUACAAAAGGUGCAAAUAACAAAAUGGCAAAGGUUUUGUUUCUGAGAAAUCCAGUGCUAUACCAUGAACAUUGUACUGAAGCAUAUCAUAUACAUCUAUACACUACAUAUUUGUACUUUGUGUGAAUUCACUGCUUGGCAGUUAAAUAAUGAAGUUUUAAUAUGAGUCAGAUUAGCCUUGUUUAGUUCAUCUCCCUUCUCCAAGUGAACUUUGGUCUCUGCAAAUGCAGAGCAGUGCAGAUUUUGGAGACUGAAAGUAUUGAAUGAGUCAUUUUUGCCUUUCAGAUUCCAAGAUAAAGAAAAAUCUGACUGUUAGAAGGAAGGUUAUGGUUGUAUGUCGCUGUAUUCUUGCAGCUUUUCUGCUUCAGCCUUUUUUUGUUUGGAGUUCUUUUUAAAGGGAACUGUUGAAUGUGGUGAGAACAUUUUUCAGGCAAUGAGGAAUUUCUCAAAAUGAUGCUACUAUGAAUGUGUUAAUGCAAGAUUAUACAAAAUGUUUACUACUGCAAAAAAGCAGAAUUUAAACUGAUUACACUGUCUAAAAAUGUUUGUGGCAUGAUGGCUUUCCUCUUUAUGUUAAUUCUGUGCAUCAUAAUGAUGCAAUAGAUUACUCCCUUCUUGUAAUGUAAACUACAGUCAAAGAUAAGGCAAGAAGAGAUCCACAGCACUUAGAUUUGAAGUGCAUUUAAUUAUAGGUUGCAAGGUUGGAAAAGAAGAAUUUAUGAAUUAAUAUGUUAUUAGUUUUAUAUCAGAGUGAUCGAAAGCUUGUGCCUUUUCUUUGUAAGGAUUGGGAUGCAUGGUUGUGGUUGAGAAUGCAAUACUUGAUGUGCCAAUUCAUGUGAAUGUUGCCAAAGGAAUAGAUAUGUCCUGUUAUCACCUGCUUGUCCAUUUGGUUAUUAAUCACCAAAAUGGUCAGUAGGUACGGGUAUAAAAUGUGUAAAAGCUGCACCAUUUCUCUUAUAUGCUAAGGCAGAAUGUACAAUCCAGCAAAUCAACACAGUAACAUAAGCACAUGUUGUUUUCAAAUAUGAUACUGAUUGUCACUGACAGUUUGUUUCUCUAUAUAUUUUUUAUAUUACACCAUGUUAAGAGAGUGUGUUUUUAUAAAGAGCUACAGAAUGUGCACUUUGUUCUUGAUAAAUGGCAUCUGAAAGGACUGAGUUUAUAUUACCUGAGAGUCUCCAAACAGAUAUAUCCCUAAUUAGGGCUACAGUUUGCUACUUAUGAAAAUAACACUUGCAUUUUUUUGCAUUUUUGUUUAAACAUCUGCUAUUUGCUCAUUGUUUACUUGGAGCUGUCAACACUAAGAGGAAGAACAAUAAAAGUCAGAAACCAA